Messenger RNA from Papaver somniferum (opium poppy), 1534 nucleotides. Its product is annotated as protein SGT1 homolog A-like. Gene Ontology annotation, molecular function: protein-folding chaperone binding. Gene Ontology annotation, cellular component: cytoplasm; nucleus. The record is from RefSeq and is a predicted model, not a curated record. The coding region runs from base 223 to 1332 and encodes 369 amino acids. The transcript is spliced from 10 exons. NCBI's taxonomy places the organism in Eukaryota, Viridiplantae, Streptophyta, Magnoliopsida, Ranunculales, Papaveraceae. Gene Ontology annotation, biological process: defense response to fungus; protein stabilization.
CAGUCAUCCAGAAGCUUCAUAGACUUUAGGUCAACGAGAACAGAACACGAUUUCAACAUAAGAAGGGGGAAAGAAUACCUUUUUAACUCCUGCAAAUCUCGAGUGUUUGGUGUUUAUAAGUAACAAGUUUCUAAUCUUUCUUUCUUCAUCUCGCUUUAUUUUCAAUUUCCGUUUCUGGGUUUAUCUUAGAUUUCUCUGGUUCUUCUUUAAUCGAAAGUUGUAAUGGCGCCUCAUGAUCUUGAAAGAAGUGCAAAAGAAGCUUUUGUUGAUGAUAAUUUUGAAUUAGCUAUUGAUCUUUAUACUCAAGCUAUUACGUUGGAUCCUUCAAACCCAGAUCUCUUUGCUGAUCGUGCUCAAGCUAAUAUCAAACUUGAGAAUUUUACUGAAGCUGUUGCUGACUCAAACAGAGCGAUAGUGUUGGAUCCAACAAUGGCUAAAGCUUAUCUACGCAAAGGUACCGCAUGUAUUAAGCUAGAGGAGUACCAAACUGCGAAAGCUGCCUUAGAAGGAGGUGCUGCCCUGUCUCCUGGUGAUGCAAGAUUCACCAAUUUAAUCAAAGAAUGCGAUGAAAAGAUUGCAGAGGAAGCUGCUCAACUUUCAAAACAAUUUGUUCAGAAUGUUCCACCAACAAACACACCUCCUCCCGCUGCAUCUACUUCAUCACAAGAAGCACCUGUUAUUGUUCAGGAUGCUGAGCCAGCAGUAGCUCCUCCACCUCCUAAAUACAGACAUGGUUACUACCAGAAGCCAGAGGAAGUGGUUGUGACCAUAUUUGCAAAGGGUGUACCAGCUCAAAAUGUUUCUGUCGACUUCGGAGAACAAAUACUAAGUGUUACCAUUAGCAUCCCUGGGCAAGAUGAAUUUGUAUUUCAACCACGCUUAUUCGGGAAGAUUAAGCCUGAGAUGUGCAGAUAUGAAGUCAUGUCAACCAAAAUUGAAAUGUGCCUUGCUAAAGCUGAAGCAAUUAACUGGACAUCUCUUGAAUAUACCAGGGAAAAUACAGUUCAGCAGAAAUUGAACUCGCCAUCAGCUGCUGAAUCAAGACCUUCAUACCCGUCUUCAAAGUCAAAGUUGAGACCUGUUGAUUGGGAUAAGCUAGAGGCACAAGUAAAGAAGGAGGAGAAAGAAGAGAAGCUGGAAGGUGAUGCAGCUUUGAACAAGCUCUUCUCUGACAUCUACAAAGACGCUGAUGAUGAUACCAAGCGCGCCAUGAGGAAAUCUUUUUUGGAGUCAAAUGGGACCGUUCUGUCUACAAACUGGAAAGAAGUGGGUGCCAAGAAGGUGGAAACAAGUCCUCCAACUGGUAUGGAAUUGAAGAAAUGGGAAUCCUAAGAGUGUUAUAACUGCAGGCACAUGAUAAGAUUCAUCUCCGUUUGUUACUUGUAUCUAUCGUUUAGUUUUUGGUUAUCCAACCUUACUCUAAGGUGUCCUUGUGUCUUAAUUAGUGCUUCUCUGGUUUGUGGUCUUGACAAGGUCUAUUGAAAGUAUUGGACUAAAAUCACUUUUAUCUAUCUUUUUUUUUUGUCUUGAUCAA